GGUAUUCACCUGCUGGGUCUCAGGGCUGCAGACGUCCGACGGUCCUUUAAACCUCAAACUGGUCUUUAAUUGUCAAUGACCAGUUCCUUCGGAUCCGCUGGAGACACCUGUCCCAGAGUGACAGCGCCGCCACGUGGUUCUAAGAAUAACAGGAAAGUUUUGCUCCGUAUGGUGGCCGAGAGGGCUCAACACGUGACUAUAAAGAUAAACAACUUUCAUCGAGUUGACACGUGAUCAACACAAAGUCACAACAACAUGCAAAUUCAGGAACAUGCAGCAAGGAGACAAAACGGAAGUGAAGUGAUGAACCUGUCAUUAGUUCCAUCACCACUGACCUGUAGCACACUGCAAACAACUACAACCACAUAACCUCUAGGGGGCGCUAGGCGAGGUACUCCACAAUGAAUGGGGGUCCAAAAUAAAUACAUUUUAUUUUCAUCACCAAAUUAACAUUUGCAGCUCUAUAUAUGUUUGUUUAUUAUCUAUUUACAUUUUGUUCUUUGUUUAUUUGUAGUUAAUACUUUACAUUAGUUUGAUGUUUAACCCCCAGAUCCCUACUGUGAAUAUCGUCCUUAAAUAAUGUCAAAUCGCACACAACAAAUAAGAAUAAAUAUUAAACAUUCAAGAUAAAAUGAAUUAAGAUUGAUAAAUAAUUCGACCGCAGCCAUACUUUCUACUCUGAAACAUCCGAGGGGUACUUGAAUGCAGCAUCAUAAAAACACCAGUGGGUUGGUUUGUUUUAUUUUACUUUCCCACUCAAUCCAGGUGGGCGGUGCCUUCCCCAUCUUUCUCACCAGCACGGCCCCUGCACCGCCCCUCUUUCUCUCAUCUUGGACUUAAAUCGAACACAACCGUUACAAGCUGAUUAGUGCGGAGUGUGUGUGGACAAAAAUCAAUCAUGAGUCAUUUCAAUCAGCUGUGAGUGUGUGUGUCUGUGUGUGUUAGACCUGCUUCACACUCGGUGCACAUCGACCUGCAAACCACAGACAUGGAUCGACUCCUGCUCCUCCUGCUCCUCCUGCUCCUCCUCACCUGUCAGUGUCCGGCCGUCAGCGGACUGUUUGAGUGGCUGAGUCGGACGGAGGCUCCUCCAGCUCCACCUCCUCCACCAGCCGCUGCAGCUCCAGCUCUUCUGGCUAAAGACGCUCAGUUUGAGAUGACCACUGGCGACGAGAAGUUUUUGUCCGAGGCGAAGCAGAUGGAGCUCAGCCCGUUGGACAGCUGUCAUUACAAGGUGGUCGCCCGGCUGAGGUCGAGCUGUGAGAGCCUCUCCGAGGAGCAGCUGGCGAAGCUCGGCGUGGUUCUGUUCAACUGUCAGGCCGAGAGCGAGGGCCGGCAGACCUACCCCUGCACAGAGGAAAUGUCUAUUAAAGAGUGCACGGUGGACAUGGACCCGGACACGUGGAACGCUUAUCACAUCGUGAGCAACCGAGCUCGCUCCGUCUGCUACGCCACUCGCCAGCAGCUGUUCCGACGCCGAGCGGAGCACACGGUCAACGCUCUGAUCUCCACGGCCACCAGUCAGCUGGACGCCAUGAAGGACCUGAAGGAGGGCCAGUCGGAGCUGCGGGAGCUGACGGCGGCCUCCCUGGACAAGCUGCUGCAGGGCCACAGCUCUCUGCAGGUCCAGCAGGGGAAACUGCACGAAGGCCAGGGGCAGAUGGAGAGUUCACUGAAGAGCAACCUGGAGCGUCUGGGUCAGGAGAAAGCUCUCAUCGCCUCUGGACAGGAGCUGGUGGCUCAGCUCAUCCAGGGCAUCACCACCAGGAUGGAGAACGUGAGUGAACAUCUGCAGGUCCAAGGCUCCGAGGUGCAGGACAGCCACAAGGCCAUCGUCAGAGACCUGGCAGACGUCCGACACCAAGCUCAGGACAUCUACGAGAAAAUUGACCACAGUAUGCUGGAGUUCCUGCAGUACCAGGACCAGACCUCCCAGUACUACAGCGACCUGAUGGACAAACUGGAGCGUAUGAACAGCACGCUGGGCUUCAUGCUGCACUACAUCGAUAACAUGCAGAGUCGGAUAGAGGAGCGUCUGCACGUGAUCCAGGGCUACCUCGGCUGGGCAGGCCUGAGUCUCACGGCCAUGUGGACGUGCAUUGCACACACAGGCUACUUCGUGAUGUCUGCCGUCCUCCUGACCUUCCUGCGGUGUCCCGGUUUCUCUCGAGCGAUGCUGCUGCUCACCGUCCCUCUGAACGCCGUGGCCGAGGUCAACCAGCAGCCAGCGCUGGACCUCGGCAGCCUCACCCUGCUGCUGCUCACUGUGUCUCUGGGUCACUGGUUUGUGAAGCAGCUGUGGUCGAGCCUCAGUGGGAGGUCGGCUGUCCCGCUGCCUCUGGCCCCGUGUGACGUCGUGGAACCAGAGAAGCACCAAGUUCCAGCAGGUCACUCGUAUCCGGCAUCGUCUACACCUCAGAAAGAUGAAAUGGUCGGUUUCCUGGAGCCAGACGACCUCCUGCACCAGGACAGCUUCUUGUCAGGCGACCUGGGGCUGUCAGUGGUGUCUCCUCCUCGCAGGAAGCCGAUGCUCGAAUCCAGGUUCAUGCAUAUAAAAGGCACAUCCCUUCACUCCACUCCCAGACUGAUGGAACGUGUUUCUACGGCCCUGGUUGACGACAUACCAGUGAGGAUCCUGGGAGGAGUUUUUGAUGCAGUGAACGACUCACGUGAUUUAUUGAAUGACUCUCGAUGUGCCAGUCCAGCUCCGUCACUAGUUAGCAACAGCUCUGCGUCCGGCCGUCAGCUGUGCAAUGGGAUCACUAAGACGGGGAAGGCCUGUAAGAAGAGAGCCGUGCUGGGACUGGACUUCUGCAGAGUCCAUGAUGGAGGCCACGCCUCCUGGACUCACUCCUGAAAAUACUCCACUUCUUCCUCAGCAUGAAUUUCAUUGGUGGACGUUGCAUUUUCCUUUGUAGUUGCAUUCAAUUUGCUAAGCAGGAAAUAUGGUUACUCAUUUUUAAAAAUGUACUUUAUUAUUUACACUUUUUAAUGUUCAUUUUUAAGUUAAUAAAUUAUUUCUUAAC
Pleuronectes platessa (European plaice) is the source of this 3026-nucleotide messenger RNA. RefSeq names its product brambleberry (gene bmb). The record is from RefSeq and is a predicted model, not a curated record. The coding region runs from base 989 to 2857 and encodes 622 amino acids. The transcript has 13 exons. Lineage: Eukaryota; Metazoa; Chordata; Actinopteri; Pleuronectiformes; Pleuronectidae.